Messenger RNA from Bathycoccus prasinos, 1236 nucleotides. RefSeq names its product cobalt ABC transporter permease. Bases 1 to 1236 code for a protein of 411 amino acids. Gene Ontology annotation, cellular component: chloroplast. Lineage: Eukaryota; Viridiplantae; Chlorophyta; Mamiellophyceae; Mamiellales; Bathycoccaceae. The transcript has a single exon. The record is from RefSeq and is a predicted model, not a curated record.
AUGGUGAGAGGCAGAGUUUCUUCUUCUUCUUUUUGUUCUUCUUCUUCUUCUUCUUCUUCUUCUUCUUCUUUGUCGUCGUCGUCGCGUUUCCUUUUCCAACGACCCCGAAAACAACACACUUUGGCUGCUUCAAAGGGGAGGAAGAGGCGAAGGCGGAGGACAUCAUCGCCACCACCGUCGAAAGCGGGAGGCGUUUUUUACGACGACAAAAACGAUUCGAACGACAAAAACAACAAAAACAACACACCACCGAUGCAACAGAAAGUUUUGACGAGAUUUCUCGAGCUUCCAACGGUGCCAAUCGGGCAAUACGUGGCCUCUCCAACCUCGUAUUUACACAAGUUGGAUUCGAGACUGAAACAGGCGUGGUUGGUGGCGUUACUUUUGUGUCCGUCUAUGGCGAACGAACCGGUGGAGAGAGUGUGCGUGUGUCUUUUUCUCGUCUUGGCUUCGGCGACGAGUUUACCGAGGAAAGUGUGGGGGUCACACACGAGGAAUUUAGGCGUGUUAGCGCUGGCUUUGUUCGUGUUUGCGGCGAUCGGGAGCGACGGGGUGCCGCUCUUGACGCAACCGAGAGAACCGGCGGCAGCGUUGGAAGGGUUGGAGAACGUGGAGGGCAUAGCUUUGUUGACGAGUUAUAAGUACGCAAUUUUGAAUUUUGGACCGAUUCACGUGACGAGGAGAGGCGUGACGAUUGCGACGAACGCGGCGUGCGUGACAUUUACGGCGUUGCAGUCGGCGCACAUGGCGUUGUGCACUACGACGCCGGAAUCGUUGGCGUUUGCCAUGCGCUGGUACUUGACGCCGUUGAAGAAGGUAUUUAAAGUUGAAACGGACGAGAUUGUGUUCACGCUGUUGUUGGCUUUAAGAUUUACAUCGAUCGUGUUCGAGGAGACGAGGAAUUUAAGCUUAGGGUUAGCUUCUAGAGGUUUAGAUUGGAAGAAUUUAGGAUUUCGAGGGUCCAUCGACGUGUUCAUGCAAUUGUUGGCGAGAUUGAUGGAUUCGUUGUUUGCAAACGCAAAGGCGAUUUCAGAGGCGGCGGAAUCGAGAGGAUAUAAUAGUAAUAGCGACGACGACGAUGAUAACGAUUUUUUCGAUAACGAACGAGGUUACGGGACGCAAGAUAACUCCAAAUCGUACUUGAGGAUUGAGAAUUACGUGGGCACGUUUUUGUUGUGCGCGUUUGUGUUGCACUUUUCUGAUUUUCACGUCGCGAAGAUGUUUUCGAACGCGUAA